AUGGUUGUUUUCUACAUGGGAACUGUAAAAAUGUCCCAGAUGUGGAUGCUCCGAUGGGUCGUUUUACUGGUGGGGUUGCAGACGAUACAAGCAGAUUCAACUAUGAUGGAUUAUCUGCAUGCUACACUAGAUCCUGUAAUGGACGGAACAGUAACUGUGUUCCCUGACUUGAGAAUCACAACUGGAGAACACCCAAAUCCUGAUCAUCAGUCCACGAUCUGCAGCACAUGGGGAAAUUUCCACUUCAAGACAUUUGAUGGUCAUUUCUUUCAAGUGCCAGACACGUGCUACUACAUUCUGGCGGUGAUGUGUGACAGCCUGGAUAGUUCUGAUUUUAACAUUAAGAUGAAAAGAGAGAUUGUAAAUAACUCAAUCACCUUCAACAAAAUCAAAGUACAUCUGCAGGGCACAGUCAUUGAACUUACUAACAACAAGAUCACCAUGGACAACGAAGAGUUGUUUAAUUCAACCUAUAUGAAUGGAAUAACAGUCCAGCUGAGCCCAUCAAGUGUUAAGAUCUCUAACAAACAAGGAGUGACUGUCUUUUGGGAGAAGGACCAAUCUUUAUUGACAAGUGUUUGCCAGCAGUAUCUCAGCAGUCCAGGGUUUAGCGACUGUUACAAUGUGAUGAACAUGGGUUCAUUUGAAGAGGCCUGUGUGAACGACCUGUGUCAAUGUUACGGCAAUCACGACUGUCUCUGCAACACACUCACGGAGAUUUCACGACAGUGCACACAUGCUGGAGGAAAUCCAGGAACAUGGAGGACAGACCAGCUCUGCCCAAAGACAUGUCCUCUAAACAUGCAAUACUUGGAGUGUGGAAGUCCGUGUAAGAACACCUGCAAAGAUCCAAACACAAGUCUAAUGUGUAACGAACACUGUGUGGACGGCUGUUUCUGCCCUGAAGGCACCGUUGAAGACGACAUUGGUCAGAGUGGAUGUGUUCCUGUGAACCAGUGCCCAUGUGAUCACAAUGGCACACUAUAUCGAUCAGGAGAGUCUUAUCAACAAGCUUGUCAGGAAUGUGUGUGUGACGCGGGACACUGGACCUGUAAACACCUGGAAUGUCCCGGAAUCUGCUCUGUUGUGGGAGGGUCUCACCUCACCACUUAUGAUGGAAAGAGCUUCACCUUCAGCGGGAACUGUGACUACAUCCUCACUAAGCACUCUGAUGACAGUGAUAUUGCUGUUGUGGGAAAUCUGGAAAAGUGUGAUCCGGCCCGAACAGACACAUGUCUAAAUUCAGUGACCCUUGUCAUCUCGGGGACCACUUUUAGUUUUUCCUCCACUGGAGUUGUGACACUGAAUGGAAACAGCCCAUUUAAGCUUCCUGUUACCGGAGGUCCUGUGAGCAUCUUCCAGCCCUCUUCCUCCUUCAUUAUUGCUGAUAUGAAGAGUCUUCGUCUAGAGAUCCAGUUGGCUCCAGUCAUGCAGUUGUAUAUUGUAGCCAGCACUAAGGAGAAAGGAAAAAUGAGUGGUCUGUGUGGGAACUAUAAUGACAUCCAAAAAGAUGACUUUAUAACCGAAUUGGGUAUGCCAGAGGACACAUCAACACCAUUUGUCAACUUAUGGAAGAAAAACAAAUACUGUGGAAAUCUUGAAAACACAUUUGACAACCCAUGUAGCAUGCAUUCGGAGACAGAGAAAAUAGCUAAAGACUGGUGUUCCCGUCUCACAAACCCAAAUGGAGUGUUUUCACCAUGUCAUUCAGAAAUAUGUCCUGAGAUUUACUACCAAUGGUGCGUCUAUGACACCUGCAAGUGUGCAGAUGUUAAAAAGUGUAUGUGUGCGGCCUUGUCCACGUAUGCCCACGCAUGUGCUGCCAAAGGAGUCAUUCUCCAGGGCUGGAUGGAUUCAGACCCCUGUGACACAAUUUUGAAGUGUCCAGAAAACAUGAAGUACUCCUACAGCGUGAAAAGCUGUGGAAGCACCUGCCGCUCUCUCAGUGUUCACGAUAACACCUGCCAAGGGUCCUUCACACCUGUAGAUGGCUGUGUCUGUCCUGAGGGAAGAUACUUCAAUGAAGCCGGCAGCUGUGUACAUGCUGACCAGUGUCCUUGUUACAAAGGUGACAAGGUCAUAGAGCCAUCAGGAAUAAUCUUCAAUAAUGGUGUUAAAUGCAUCUGCAACCAUGGCAAAUUAGACUGCUCCAUAAAAGACUGUGUGGCUCCAAUGGUUUUCUUCAACUGCUCAAAUUAUAAACAAGGGCAGAAAGGAGCGGAGUGUCAGAGGACAUGUGAGAAACAAAACCCCAACAAUUGUGUGAGCACAGGGUGUGAAUCAGAUUGUAUGUGUCCAGACGGCCUUCUGGCUGAUGGCAAUGGUGGGUGUGUGGAGAGGGAAAAAUGUAGUUGUACCCACAAUGGAAUCUCCUAUUCUCCUGGGGGCCAAGUUCAGCAGGACUGUAACAACUGCACAUGCACAAAUGGGAUGUGGACUUGCACAAAAAAGCCAUGCUACGGAGCCUGUACUGUCUACGGUGAAGGUCAUUUCAAGACUUUUGAUGGAAAGAGAUACUCCUUCCACAGAGACUCCGAACAAAUCUUAGCCAGUGAUAAUUGCAAUAUGAAUCAGACUCCCACCUUCCACCUUGUCACAGAGAACGAUUUCUGUGGGACCACCGGCACCAUCUGCAAGUCAAUCAGUCUUUUCUUUGGGAUCAAUGAGAUACAUUUAUCCGAGGAUGGAGUCAAAAUUAUUAAUAGCAGUGACACUGAUUACGAAUAUCAAAUCCAUUCUGCGGGGAUAUAUAUUGUCACAGAGGUCAAAGGUCUUUUCAACUUAAUCUGGGACAAUAAAACAAGUCUAAUGCUUCAACUCCAUCCUAAAUUAAAGGGCAAGGUGUGUGGACUGUGUGGAAACUUUGAUGGCAAUGCAAACAAUGACUUUAUGAAGCACAAUGGAGAAGUGGUGACCGAUUCAGAGGAAUUUGGUAAUAGCUGGAAGGUGAAGCCCACGCUCCCAGAUGUGACAAACGUGAUAGACCUUUGUAAAGAGUAUUCACAUCGGAGUGUCUGGGCUGAAAAACAAUGUAGCAUCAUAAUAAAGGAUGUCUUUAAAGAUUGUCAUUCUCUUGUGGACUCUAAACAAUAUUAUGAAGACUGUAAAACAGACACCUGUGCAUGUGACAGCAGUGACUGUGAUUGUUUCUGUACUGCAGUGGCAGCUUAUGCUGCUGAAUGCCGUAAAAAAGGAGUUUGUGUAGCAUGGCGGAGCCCAAGGAUUUGCCCUUUAUUCUGUGACUACUACAACCCUAAGGGGAAAUGUGAUUGGCACUAUCAAACCUGUGGACCGCCUUGCCAGAAAACCUGCAAAAACCCCUCAGGAACUUGCUCUGAUCAAAUUCCUCUCCUUGAAGGAUGUUUUCCUCAGUGCCCUCCAGAUAGUCCAUAUCUUUUGGAUGAAAAAACCGUGACCUGUGUUAAACAAUGUAACUGUACCUAUAACAAUGAUGCAUUCCCUGCUGGAUCAGUAGUUUACCACAUCUCACCCAAGAAUGAUACAUGUUUCGAAGCAGGUGUAUGUAUGGAAAACGGGGAAAUAAGCAAUACUACUUAUUGUUCCCAACAUGACAAAACAACUACUACAGUGUCAACUACAACUCCUACAAUACCAACUAGCACUACAACUGUAACACCACCAUCUACAACAACAGAAACAUCUCCUGUUCCCUCUACAACUACUACAGUGUCAACUACAACUCCUACAAUACCAACUAGCACUACAACUGUAACACCACCGUCUACAACAACAGAAACAUCUCCUGUUACCUCUACAACUACUACAGUGUCAACUACAACUCCUACAAUACCAACUAGCACUACAACUGUAACACCACCAUCUACAACACCAGAAACAUCUCCUGUUACCUCUACAACUACUACAGUGUCAACUACAACUCCUACAAUACCAACUAGCACUACAACUGUAACACCACCAUCUACAACAACAGAAACAUCUACUGUUACCUCUACAACUACUACAGUGUCAACUACAACUCCUACAAUACCACCUAGCACUACAACUGUAACACCACCGUCUACAACAACAGGAACACCAUUUACUACAACACCACCACCUUGUCAAUGGUCAGAGUGGUUUGACAACAGCAAACCCGGGACAGAGAUCCAAGGAAAGGAAAAUGAAUCCAUCAGUGAAUUGUGGAAACAGCGUAAAAUAUCCUGUGAGAGACCAGACAAAAUUGAAUGCAUGACAAAUUAUGGCGGUAAAAACAUCACAGGCGAGAAAUGGAAACUUCAACAAGAAGUGACGUGCAAUACAUCUUAUGGACUGUUCUGUUCAAACAAAGAAAAUUCAUAUACAGUAUGUCAUAAUCAUCUAAUACGUGUAUACUGUUGCAACAUAACAACAACAACCACUAAAAUACCUACUACCACUAUUACUGUUACAACCACAACUCCUACAAUACCAACUAGCACUACAACUGUAACACCACCAUCUACAACAACAGGAACACCAUUUACUACAACACCACCACCUUGUCAAUGGUCAGAGUGGUUUGACAACAGCAAACCCGGGACAGAGAUCCAAGGAAAGGAAAAUGAAUCCAUCAGUGAAUUGUGGAAACAGCGUAAAAUAUCCUGUGAGAGACCAGACAAAAUUGAAUGCAUGACAAAUUAUGGCGGUAAAAACAUCACAGGCGAGAAAUGGAAACUUCAACAAGAAGUGACGUGCAAUACAUCUUAUGGACUGUUCUGUUCAAACAAAGAAAAUUCAUAUACAGUAUGUCAUAAUCAUCUAAUACGUGUAUACUGUUGCAACAUAACAACAACAACCACUAAAAUACCUACUACCACUAUUACUGUUACAACCACAACUCCUACAAUACCAACUAGCACUACAACUGUAACACCACCAUCUACAACAACAGAAACAUCUCCUGUCACCUCUACAACUACUACAGUGUCAACUACAACUCCUACAAUACCAACUAGCACUACAACUGUAACACCACCGUCUACAACAACAGAAACAUCUCCUGUUACCUCUACAACUACUACAGUGUCAACUACAACUCCUACAAUACCACCUAGCACUACAACUGUAACACCACCGUCUACAACAACAGGAACACCAUUUACUACAACACCACCACCUUGUCAAUGGUCAGAGUGGUUUGACAACAGCAAACCCGGGACAGAGAUCCAAGGAAAGGAAAAUGAAUCCAUCAGUGAAUUGUGGAAACAGCGUAAAAUAUCCUGUGAGAGACCAGACAAAAUUGAAUGCAUGACAAAUUAUGGCGGUAAAAACAUCACAGGCGAGAAAUGGAAACUUCAACAAGAAGUGACGUGCAAUACAUCUUAUGGACUGUUCUGUUCAAACAAAGAAAAUUCAUAUACAGUAUGUCAUAAUCAUCUAAUACGUGUAUACUGUUGCAACAUAACAACAACAACCACUAAAAUACCUACUACCACUAUUACUGUUACAACCACAACUCCUACAAUACCAACUAGCACUACAACUGUAACACCACCAUCUACAACAACAGGAACACCAUUUACUACAACACCACCACCUUGUCAAUGGUCAGAGUGGUUUGACAACAGCAAACCCGGGACAGAGAUCCAAGGAAAGGAAAAUGAAUCCAUCAGUGAAUUGUGGAAACAGCGUAAAAUAUCCUGUGAGAGACCAGACAAAAUUGAAUGCAUGACAAAUUAUGGCGGUAAAAACAUCACAGGCGAGAAAUGGAAACUUCAACAAGAAGUGACGUGCAAUACAUCUUAUGGACUGUUCUGUUCAAACAAAGAAAAUUCAUAUACAGUAUGUCAUAAUCAUCUAAUACGUGUAUACUGUUGCAACAUAACAACAACAACCACUAAAAUACCUACUACCACUAUUACUGUUACAACCACAACUCCUACAAUACCAACUAGCACUACAACUGUAACACCACCAUCUACAACAACAGAAACAUCUCCUGUCACCUCUACAACUACUACAGUGUCAACUACAACUCCUACAAUACCAACUAGCACUACAACUGUAACACCACCGUCUACAACAACAGAAACAUCUCCUGUUACCUCUACAACUACUACAGUGUCAACUACAACUCCUACAAUAUCAACUAGCACUACAACUGCAACACCACCAUCUACAACAACAGAAACAUCUCCUGUUACCUCUACAACUACUACAGUGUCAACUACAACUCCUACAAUACCAACUAGCACUACAACUGUGACACCUCCAUCUACAACACCGGAAACAUCUCCUGUUACCUCUACAACUACUACAGUGUCAACUACAACUCCUACAAUACCAACUAGCACUACAACUGUGACACCUCCAUCUACAACAACAGAAACAUCUCCUGUUACCUCUACAACCACUACAGUGUCAACUACAACUCCUACAAUACCAACUAGCACUACAACUGUAACACCACCAUCUACAACAACAGAAACAUCUCCUGUUACCUCUACAACUACUACAGUGUCAACUACAACUCCUACAAUACCAACUAGCACUACAACUGUAACACCUCCAUCUACAACAACAGAAACAUCUCCUGUCACCUCUACAACCACUACAGUGUCAACUACAACUCCUACAAUACCAACUAGCACUACAACUGUAACACCACCAUCUACAACAACAGAAACAUCUACUGUUACCUCUACAACUACUACAGUGUCAACUACAACUCCUACAAUACCACCUAGCACUACAACUGUAACACCACCGUCUACAACAACAGGAACACCAUUUACUACAACACCACCACCUUGUCAAUGGUCAGAGUGGUUUGACAACAGCAAACCCGGGACAGAGAUCCAAGGAAAGGAAAAUGAAUCCAUCAGUGAAUUGUGGAAACAGCGUAAAAUAUCCUGUGAGAGACCAGACAAAAUUGAAUGCAUGACAAAUUAUGGCGGUAAAAACAUCACAGGCGAGAAAUGGAAACUUCAACAAGAAGUGACGUGCAAUACAUCUUAUGGACUGUUCUGUUCAAACAAAGAAAAUUCAUAUACAGUAUGUCAUAAUCAUCUAAUACGUGUAUACUGUUGCAACAUAACAACAACAACCACUAAAAUACCUACUACCACUAUUACUGUUACAACCACAACUCCUACAAUACCAACUAGCACUACAACUGUAACACCACCAUCUACAACAACAGGAACACCAUUUACUACAACACCACCACCUUGUCAAUGGUCAGAGUGGUUUGACAACAGCAAACCCGGGACAGAGAUCCAAGGAAAGGAAAAUGAAUCCAUCAGUGAAUUGUGGAAACAGCGUAAAAUAUCCUGUGAGAGACCAGACAAAAUUGAAUGCAUGACAAAUUAUGGCGGUAAAAACAUCACAGGCGAGAAAUGGAAACUUCAACAAGAAGUGACGUGCAAUACAUCUUAUGGACUGUUCUGUUCAAACAAAGAAAAUUCAUAUACAGUAUGUCAUAAUCAUCUAAUACGUGUAUACUGUUGCAACAUAACAACAACAACCACUAAAAUACCUACUACCACUAUUACUGUUACAACCACAACUCCUACAAUACCAACUAGCACUACAACUGUAACACCACCAUCUACAACAACAGAAACAUCUCCUGUCACCUCUACAACUACUACAGUGUCAACUACAACUCCUACAAUACCAACUAGCACUACAACUGUAACACCACCGUCUACAACACCGGAAACAUCUCCUGUUACCUCUACAACUACUACAGUGUCAACUACAACUCCUACAAUACCAACUAGCACUACAACUGUAACACCACCAUCUACAACAACAGAAACAUCUCCUGUUACCUCUACAACUACUACAGUGUCAACUACAACUCCUACAAUACCAACUAGCACUACAACUGUGACACCUCCAUCUACAACACCGGAAACAUCUCCUGUUACCUCUACAACUACUACAGUGUCAACUACAACUCCUACAAUACCAACUAGCACUACAACUGUAACACCACCAUCUACAACACCGGAAACAUCUCCUGUUACCUCUACAACUACUACAGUGUCAACUACAACUCCUACAAUACCAACUAGCACUACAACUGUGACACCUCCAUCUACAACAACAGAAACAUCUCCUGUUACCUCUACAACUACUACAGUGUCAACUACAACUCCUACAAUACCAACUAGCACUACAACUGUGACACCACCAUCUACAACACCGGAAACAUCUCCUGUUACCUCUACAACUACUACAGUGUCAACUACAACUCCUACAAUACCAACUAGCACUACAACUGUAACACCACCAUCUACAACAACAGAAACAUCUCCUGUUACCUCUACAACUACUACAGUGUCAACUACAACUCCUACAAUACCAACUAGCACUACAACUGUAACACCACCAUCUACAACACCGGAAACAUCUCCUGUUACCUCUACAACUACUACAGUGUCAACUACAACUCCUACAAUACCAACUAGCACUACAACUGUGACACCUCCAUCUACAACACCGGAAACAUCUCCUGUUACCUCUACAACUACUACAGUGUCAACUACAACUCCUACAAUACCACCUAGCACUACAACUGUGACACCUCCAUCUACAACAACAGAAACAUCUCCUGUUACCUCUACAACUACUACAGUGUCAACUACAACUCCUACAAUACCAACUAGCACUACAACUGUGACACCUCCAUCUACAACACCGGAAACAUCUCCUGUUACCUCUACAACUACUACAGUGUCAACUACAACUCCUACAAUACCAACUAGCACUACAACUGUAACACCACCAUCUACAACACCGGAAACAUCUCCUGUUACCUCUACAACUACUACAGUGUCAACUACAACUCCUACAAUACCAACUAGCACUACAACUGUAACACCACCAUCUACAACAACAGAAACAUCUCCUGUUACCUCUACAACUACUACAGUGUCAACUACAACUCCUACAAUACCAACUAGCACUACAACUGUAACACCACCGUCUACAACAACAGGAACAUCUCCUGUUACCUCUACAACUACUACAGUGUCAACUACAACUCUUACAAUACCAACUAGCACUACAACUGUAACACCACCAUCUACAACAACAGAAACAUCUACUGUUACCUCUACAACUACUACAGUGUCAACUACAACUCCUACAAUACCAACUAGCACUACAACUGUAACACCACCGUCUACAACACCGGAAACAUCUCCUGUUACCUCUACAACUACUACAGUGUCAACUACAACUCCUACAAUACCAACUAGCACUACAACUGUAACACCACCAUCUACAACACCGGAAACAUCUCCUGUUACCUCUACAACUACUACAGUGUCAACUACAACUCCUACAAUACCAACUAGCACUACAACUGUAACACCACCGUCUACAACACCGGAAACAUCUCCCGUUACCUCUACAACUACUACAGUGUCAACUACAACUCCUACAAUACCAACUAGCACUACAACUGUAACACCACCAUCUACAACACCGGAAACAUCUCCUGUUACCUCUACAACUACUACAGUGUCAACUACAACUCCUACAAUACCAACUAGCACUACAACUGUAACACCACCAUCUACAACACCGGAAACAUCUCCUGUUACCUCUACAACUACUACAGUGUCAACUACAACUCCUACAAUACCAACUAGCACUACAACUGUAACACCACCAUCUACAGCAACAGAAACAUCUCCUGUUACCUCUACAACUACUACAGUUUCAACUACAACUCCUACAAUACCAACUAGCACUACAACUGUAACACCACCAUCUACAACAACAGAAACAUCUCCUGUUACCUCUACAACUACUACAGUGUCAACUACAACUCCUACAAUACCAACUAGCACUACAACUGUAACACCACCAUCUACAACAACAGAAACAUCUCCUGUUACCUCUACAACUACUACAGUGUCAACUACAACUCCUACAAUACCAACUAGCACUACAACUGUGACACCUCCAUCUACAACACCGGAAACAUCUCCUGUUACCUCUACAACUACUACAGUGUCAACUACAACUCCUACAAUACCAACUAUGUCAACUACAACUCCUACAAUACCAACUAGCACUACAACUGUAACACCACCAUCUACAACACCGGAAACAUCUCCUGUUACCUCUACAACUACUACAGUGUCAACUACAACUCCUACAAUACCAACUAGCACUACAACUGUGACACCUCCAUCUACAACAACAGAAACAUCUCUUGUUACCUCUACAACUACUACAGUGUCAACUACAACUCCUACAAUACCAACUAGCACUACAACUGUAACACCACCAUCUACAACACCGGAAACAUCUCCUGUUACCUCUACAACUACUACAGUGUCAACUACAACUCCUACAAUACCAACUAGCACUACAACUGUAACACCACCAUCUACAACAACAGAAACAUCUCCUGUUACCUCUACAACUACUACAGUGUCAACUACAACUCCUACAAUACCAACUAGCACUACAACUGUAACACCACCGUCUACAACAACAGGAACAUCUCCUGUUACCUCUACAACUACUACAGUGUCAACUACAACUCUUACAAUACCAACUAGCACUACAACUGUAACACCACCAUCUACAACAACAGAAACAUCUACUGUUACCUCUACAACUACUACAGUGUCAACUACAACUCCUACAAUACCAACUAGCACUACAACUGUAACACCACCGUCUACAACACCGGAAACAUCUCCUGUUACCUCUACAACUACUACAGUGUCAACUACAACUCCUACAAUACCAACUAGCACUACAACUGUAACACCACCAUCUACAACACCGGAAACAUCUCCUGUUACCUCUACAACUACUACAGUGUCAACUACAACUCCUACAAUACCAACUAGCACUACAACUGUAACACCACCGUCUACAACACCGGAAACAUCUCCUGUUACCUCUACAACUACUACAGUGUCAACUACAACUCCUACAAUACCACCUAGCACUACAACUGUAACACCACCAUCUACAACACCGGAAACAUCUCCUGUUACCUCUACAACUACUACAGUGUCAACUACAACUCCUACAAUACCAACUAGCACUACAACUGUAACACCACCGUCUACAACAACAGGAACAUCUACUGCUACCUUUACAACCACUACAGUUUCAACCAAAACUCCUACAAAACCUACAACAACUAGAACAACUAACACAUGUUACUGCACAUACAAAGGUGCAAAAUACCUAGCAGGGUCAACAAUCGACCAAUACAAUGAAUGCUAUACUACCUACUGCAACUCUUCUUGCUAUAUUGUACAAGAGGCUAGAUUCGACAACCACACGAUAGACGCAUGCACUAUUAAAACAUGCAAAGAUGGAAAAAUCGUCAAAGAUCCUGUACGUUGUGAUCCAAUAAUUCCAAAACCUCAAUGUGUUAAUGGACUAGAUCCUGUGAAGGUGUAUGAUAAGAAUGGUUGCUGCUAUAAGUAUGAGUGUGAAUGUUUCUGCAAGACCUGGGGUGACCCUCAUUACAGAACUUUUGAUGGACAAUAUUUUGCUUUUCAUGGAAACUGCACUUAUGUUUUGUUCGAAGAAAUCAUCCCAAAAUAUAAUAUCAGUGUCCAUGCUAAAAACUAUUAUUGUAAUACAGAAGAAAAUCUUGCUUGCCCCGAGUAUGUAAUUGUGUAUUACAAAUCCUACAAAAUCCAGAUGCAAAGUGACAUAAAUGAUGUUGUCAAUAUCUAUGUUAAUGAUGUAAAGAAGAUUCCAACACAUGUAAUUGAUGACACUAUCAUCAUCACCACAACUGGCAUGAAAGUGAGUCUGAACAUCUCUGAAAUCAAAACUGAGAUUACAGUCAGUAAUCUAAACAUCGAAAUCAAACUGCCAUUCUCCUACUUCCAUCAUAAUACUCGGGGACAAUGUGGGUUUUGUGACAACAGCACUAUAGAUGACUGCAGACUUCCUAAUGGAACAAUCGACAACUCAUGUGAGCACAUGGCACAGUUUUGGAUGGUCCCCCCAGGAUGUGAAUUACCUCCACCUCCUCCUCCUUCCCCUCUUCCUCCUCCUCCAGGACCCCAUCCUCCUACUACAGAACCACCUCCAACUGUCUGUGAAAUCAUCAAGUACAAAAUGGGAAAAGACUCUGUUGCCUGUGCUAGUCUGGAGGCCUAUGCACAACUAUGUGGAGAGAAGUCUCUCUGUGUGGACUGGAGAAGCUCCCCUAUCCUCAAAGGGAUAUGUGAUUGCAUUGAUAAUGGAUUACCUAAAAGGGAUGCCUGGAUGCCUCUGGGACAACCACGUGAGUUUGAUGAGGUUUUCGAGUACAACUGCGAAGAGUGUGUUUGUGAAAAGGCCAGCAAAUCGGUGACCUGUAAACCCAAGAAGUGUCCUGAUGUGAAUCCUGCGAGCUGCACUGAGCCCGGCUUUGUGCUAGUCAAUGUCACCAAUCCCUCAGAUCCAUGCUGCAACAAACAAGUUUGCAAUUGUGAUGUCAACGUUUGCCCACCUUUGGAUAAAAGUGUGGAGUCGGAUAUGCGCCGGUCCUGGAAGUGCCUAUCGAAAAUGCUGUCCAGAAAUCAAAUGCGAGCCAAAGAAAGUUUGUGUCACAAAAACGUAGAGUAUCAGCCUGGUACCAAGAUCCCCGUCAUUGACUGUCAGGAAUGUAGCUGUACCUGGGAUGUGGAUCCUAAAACACAGUGGUUCAAGAUCAAAUGUGAAUUUGUGCAGUGCGAUGAGAAUGGUUAUGAAUAUAUUGAUACAGGCCAUGACUGCUGCGGAAAGUGUGUGCAAACUCACUGCAUCAUCAACAUCAACGGCGUCGAGCAUAUACUGCAGGACGGAGCCAGUUUACCCUCUACAAACCAGGGCUGUGACAGAAUCACAUGCACUAAAGUUAAUGGACAGUUCAUCACUGACAAAUACACAGUCCAGUGCCCUCCUUUCAACGUUACGAACUGCCAGCCUGGUACCGUUCAGCUGUCAGCUGAUGGCUGCUGCCGUGUUUGUGUGGACCAAGACGGAUGUGGAGUAAAGAUUGUUAGCGAUUACAUAAAUCACAUGGACUGCCAGUCAGAGAAGAAAAUGGACCUGACAUUUUGUAGUGGAGACUGUAACAGCUUUAGCAGCUACACUGCACCUGGAUUGUCCUCCUGUAGCUGUUGCCAGGCCACGCGUUCAAGUAAUCGCACAGUGAAUCUUGGUUGCGUAAAUGGAGACAUAAUAACCCACUCGUACAUCCAUGUCGAAGAGUGCUCCUGUAGCAGAACUGAAUGUCACAUAAACGACGCACUCAUUGAAAACAGCCAAAGAAAACGCAGCUUGGGACUUCCGUGAGCAGCAGCGGUGAAUCAUCAAACCCAUGCAAAAACGAAAUGUCUCGAAAAGUAUCGUAGUGAAAAUUUGUAAUCAGAAAUUAACUUAAAUGGCACAUUCUUUAACAUUUCUUGCAUUUUAUCUAUAGGUCUCUUCUUUUUUCUUUGCUUGAUAAAGGUGUACUCUUUUGCUUGUUUGAAAUGAAAAUAAAUAAAAAAGCAUAUUAAACUUCAA
Molecule: messenger RNA, 13476 nt
Organism: Pimephales promelas (fathead minnow)
Lineage: Eukaryota; Metazoa; Chordata; Actinopteri; Cypriniformes; Leuciscidae
Source: RefSeq, a predicted model, not a curated record